AUGACCCGGCCCUUCUCUCUGGCCGAGUGUGACGCGCUCGGCUUCGACCUGGACCACACGCUGUGUCUCUACAACCGCCCCGAGACCGCCCGGCUUAUAUAUGAUAGUUUUGCCCGCUACCUGGUAACCGAGAAGGGUUAUGAUAAAGAAUUGCUGACUGUAACUCCAGAAAGCUGGGACUUUUGCUGUAAAGGAUUGGCAUUGGAUCUGGAAGAUGGAAACUUUUUAAAGCUUGCUGGAGAUGGAACAAUUUUGAGGGCAAGCCAUGGUACGAAGAGUAUGACUCCUGAAGAGAUCUUGGAAAUUUAUGGCAGGAGGGAAUGGAAACACUUUAAAACAUUCAGUGGAAUGGUUUCCCGCUCAGCUAAAUAUUAUUGCUAUGAUAAUUAUUUUGACCUGCCAGGAGCCCUUCUUUGUGCAAGGAUUGUGGAUUGUUUAGACAAGCAUGACAGACAGACAAAAUACAACUUUUGGAAGGAUGUGAUUGCUGCUAUACAGCAUAACUAUAAAACCUCAGCUUUUAAAGAAAACUGUGGGACAUAUUUCCCAGAAGUGAAAAAUGAUCCAGCCAAAUAUUUACAAAGUUGCCCUGAGUCUGUAAAAAAGUGGCUGAGGCAACUGAAAAAUGCUGGGAAGGUCCUGCUAUUAAUUACCAGCUCUCACAGUGACUAUUGCAGACUCCUGUGUGAACACAUCCUUGGGAAUUAUUUUGCAGGGCUUUUUGACAUUGUGAUCACAAAUGCAUUGAAACCUGGUUUCUUCUCUCAGAUGCCAAAACAAAGACCUUUCCAAACCCUUGAAAAUGAUGAGGAACAGGAGGCUCUGCCAUCCUUGGACAAGCCUGGCUGGUAUUCCCAAGGUAAUGCUACCCAUCUUUAUGAACUGCUGAAGAAGAUGACGGGCAAGCCAGAACCCAAGGUUGUUUAUUUUGGUGACAGCAUGCAUUCAGAUAUUUUCCCAGCCCGUCACUAUAGCAACUGGGAGACGGUCUUCAUCUUAGAGGAGCUUAGAGGGGACGAAGUUAUGAUACCUGUGGAGACUGAGUCUGAGCCCUUGGAGAAGAAAGGAAAAUAUGAGGGACAUCACCCAAAAGCUCCUUAUUCAGUAUCUAAACAGUGGGGCUCUUUCUUUGUGGACAGCAUCUCAGGAUUGGAAAGUGCAGAGGAAACCUUAACUAACACAUGGUCUUGCAAAUGUAUCAGUGCUUAUAGCACUAUUGCAAUUCCAAGACUUGAAGCAAUAGCAGAUUUACCACUGGAUUAUAGAUUUACCCGAUUUUCCUCAAAUAGCUUGGAAACUGCUGGUUACUAUCCGAAACCUCCGAGGGCAUUAUUAUCAAAUGGUGAGCCAGUGACUACAAAAUAG
Messenger RNA from Emys orbicularis (European pond turtle), 1365 nucleotides. It is a transcript of the gene NT5DC1, whose product is annotated as 5'-nucleotidase domain containing 1. NCBI's taxonomy places the organism in Eukaryota, Metazoa, Chordata, Testudines, Emydidae. The record is from RefSeq and is a predicted model, not a curated record. The transcript is spliced from 12 exons. Gene Ontology annotation, molecular function: 5'-nucleotidase activity. The coding region runs from base 1 to 1365 and encodes 454 amino acids.